Molecule: messenger RNA, 3321 nt
Organism: Lampris incognitus (smalleye Pacific opah)
Lineage: Eukaryota; Metazoa; Chordata; Actinopteri; Lampriformes; Lampridae
Gene: gucy2f
Product: guanylate cyclase 2F, retinal
Exons: 18
Coding region: 1-3321 (1106 amino acids)
Biological process (GO): protein phosphorylation; intracellular signal transduction; receptor guanylyl cyclase signaling pathway
Molecular function (GO): peptide receptor activity; ATP binding; guanylate cyclase activity
Source: RefSeq, a predicted model, not a curated record
AUGCAACAUAUUCCUCUAAUUUUUAGAGGGCCGCAAUGGGAGUCCAACCAUCCAUGUGUUCCCAUUCUCAAAAGUAAGCAUAGCUUUUCAACACUGCCAUUUUAUAACAUUCUGCUAUGGAUCCUCCUCGGAGUUCUAACGUUCCCAUGUUGUGUCCGGUGUUUAAUAUUCAAAGUGGGGGUCCUUGGACCCUGGAACUGCGAUCCCAUUUACUCCAGGGCCCUUCCAGCAGCAGCCGCCAAACUGGCUGUGGGCAGGAUAAACGAGGACUUUACUUUAGAUUUGGGCUUGAAAAUGGACUUUAUUAUUCUUGAGGAGCCAUGCGAAACAUCUAAGGCUCUCACCACAUUUGUUUACUAUGAGAAGAUGGCCGAUGCCUUUCUGGGCCCCACGAACUCAGGCUAUUGCAAUUCGGCUUCACUUUUAGGCAAGAACUGGGAUAAAGCCAUCUUUUCGUAUGGCUGCACCAACUAUGACUUGGAUCGCAGCAGUGGAUAUCCAACCUUUGCAAGGACAUUGCCGUCUCCCACUCAAGUGUUGUUCACUGUGCUGAGACAUUUCAGGUGGGCAAAUAUUGGUGUGGUCUCGUCCAAUGAGGAUAUAUGGAUGGAUGCUGCUGGUAACCUAGCUAAUGCCUUAAGAAACAGGGGGCUUCUUGUUGGCAUAGUGACAUCUAUCGGUAAAAAUGGCACUGAGAUGGAAGACACACUGAGGAGGAUACAGGCUGCAGGAGAGAUAAAGGUCAUCAUCAUGUGCAUGCAUUCAGUCCUGAUCGGAGGGGAGCAGCAGACACAUUUUCUUCUCAAGGCUCAUGAAAUGGGCCUAACCAGGGGGCAAUAUGUGUUUGUGCCCUAUGAUACACUCCUCUACAGUCUGCCGUACACCAACAUCUCCUACUUCCCCCUGCAAAACGACAGUAGGCUGAGGCAGGCCUAUGACACUGUGUUAACCAUUACCAUGGCCUCAGAGCUCAUGUCCUUCAACCAGGCUUUCAACAUGGCCAAGAGGACUGAGGAACUGCCAGUAGCUGUGGAACCAGAGCAGGUCAAUCCACUUUUUGGGACCAUCUACAACAGUAUAUACCUGUUGGCCAAAUCCAUCAACAAUGCCAGAAGAGCUGGCCUGUGGCUGUCAGGCUCUAACAUAGCCUACCUCACAAGAAAUACCACCUUUGAUGGUUUCAACCAGAGGAUAAAGGUGGACCCUGGAGGGGAAGGCAAAACCAACUACAUCAUCCUCGAUUCAGAUAGCAGAAGAAGCCAACUGUACUGUGUCUACCUGGUGGAUCUGAACUCUGAGAUAGUUAGGUUUGCAGGGAGGUCCAUCCAUUUUCCUGGGGGAUCCCCUCCAGUCUCAGACUCCAGCUGCUGGUUUGACCCCAAUGCUAUCUGUUCUGGUGGUGUGGAGAUCACCUAUGUCAUAGCGGCUUUUGUUGUCGUCUUCAUUGUGGCCAUAGGAGGACUUGGUCUAACAUUAUUGAUAAGGAGGAGAAUCCAGCAGAUCCAGCUGGUCAAGGGGCCCAAUCGGAUCCUGUUAACCUUAGAGGAUCUCACUUUUAUCAACCCCCAGCUUAGUAAAAAAAAAAUCAACUUAGAGGAUCUGGGUUGUUCAAGUGCAAUAGAAGAUAGUAUGAAAUCUGGAGACCACUCAUAUUCAGUCAGCAGCACUCCAACAGUAACACAUGAGACCACCAAUGUAGCCGUGUAUGAGGGUGACUGGGUGUGGCUGAAGAAAUUUGAGGAGGGUCACUUUAAGGAGGUGAAGCAGAGCACCACGAGGACUUUCACAAAGAUGAAGGACCUGAGAAAUGAAAACGUCAACCCAUUCCUUGGUUUCUUCUCUGACUGCUCCAUGUUUGCUGUGGUGACAGAGCAUUGCUCUCGGGGCAGUCUGCACGACCUGCUGAGGAAUGACGAUGUGAAACUGGACUGGAUGUUCAAGUCCUCACUUCUGCUAGACCUCAUUAAGGGUAUGAAAUACCUGCACCACAGAGAUUUCCCCCAUGGCAGACUUAAGUCUCGUAACUGUGUGGUAGAUGGACGUUUUGUCCUGAAGGUUACUGACUACGGUUUCAAUGAGCUGCUGGAAUCCCAGAAAGCUCCAACAGAAGAUCCCCAACCUGAAGAAUUGUUUUGGACAGCUCCAGAAUUCUUGCGAGACCCGGAGAGCAUGCGUAAAGGGACCUAUAAGGGAGAUGUGUACAGCUUUGCAAUCAUUCUCCAAGAAGUGGUAGUAAGGGGUGCGCCAUACUGCAUGUUAGGUCUACUUCCUGAGGAAAUCAUCCGUAAGGUGAAGAAGCCCCCUCCCAUGUGUCGUCCCACUGUAGCCCCAGACCAGGCUCCUCUGGAGUGCAUCCAGCUGAUGAAGCAGUGCUGGAGUGAACUGCCGGACCGUAGACCAGGCUUUGAUGAGAUCUUCGACCAGUUCAAGCUCAUCAACAAGGGUAAAAAGACCAACAUUAUUGACUCCAUGCUGAGAAUGCUGGAGCAGUACAGCUCUAACCUGGAGGAGUUGAUACGAGAGAGGACGGAGGAGCUGGAAGUGGAAAAACAGAGAACAGAGAAACUCUUGGCUGAGAUGCUCCCACCUUCUGUGGCAGAGGCUCUGAAGACCGGCGCCACAGUGGAGCCAGAGUUCUUUGACCAAGUGACAAUCUAUUUCAGCGACAUUGUGGGCUUCACCACCAUCUCUUCCCUUAGUGAUCCCAUCGAGGUUGUGGACCUUCUCAAUGACCUCUACUCUCUGUUUGACGCAGUGCUCAGCAACCAUGAUGUCUACAAGGUGGAGACCAUUGGUGAUGCUUACAUGGUGGCAUCAGGCCUGCCCAAGAGGAAUGGCAACAAGCAUGCUGCAGAGAUUGCCAACAUGUCUCUGAACAUCCUCAGCUCAGUGGGAAGCUUCCAGAUGCGGCACAUGCCUGAUGUGCCUGUUAGGAUACGUAUAGGAAUCCACUCAGGGUCCUGUGUAGCCGGUGUGGUGGGUCUGACCAUGCCUCGGUACUGCCUUUUUGGAGACACGGUCAACACUGCCUCUCGGAUGGAAUCAACUGGGCUGCCUUAUAGAAUCCAUGUGAACAUGAGCACUGUGAAGAUCCUCCAUUCUCUCGAUGAGGGCUAUAAGAUAGAGGUCAGGGGCAAGACGGAGCUGAAGGGUAAAGGCAUUGAAGAGACAUACUGGCUGGUGGGGAAAACGAGCUUCACAAAGCCAUUGCCAAAACCUCCAGAGAUUAAACCAGGGGACAACUGGCAAGACAUGGUGACAGACGAGAUCAAGACCAUUUUUCGCAAAGCCAACAGGCAGGUAGACAAGCCCAAGAUCUGA